Molecule: messenger RNA, 978 nt
Organism: Pocillopora meandrina
Lineage: Eukaryota; Metazoa; Cnidaria; Anthozoa; Scleractinia; Pocilloporidae
Source: the annotation of a GenBank genome assembly
AUGGCCGCAAAUGAAAGUCUAUCGGUGAACUUUAACAAUCUGAGAGAUUUGUACAUGAAGUUUGAGCUCGCAGAGGGAAUUUGCCUUCCAGUUCUGUCUGUUUUAACGGUUUCCACCAACAUUUUACUCUUGAUAGCGAUAUGGAAAGACCCGGAGAAAAACUUUAGAUCACCAACAACUUACUUCCUGAUAGGUCUUGCUAUUGCAGACCUCUUAACUGGCAUGUCGACCGAACCAUUUUUCGCCGUUUAUCACAUCAUGAAUUACCAGAGUGGAGGCAAGCCUAUUCCCAGAGUGGUUACUAAACUCUACAACAUAGGACAGUCAAUAUCAACUGUAACUAUAAGCUCCUCGUAUUUAAUAAUCCUGGGUCUGUCGAUAUCGCAAUACAUUGCCAUUAAGUGGCCACACAAGUACAAAGUUUUAAUCACGCGAAAUCGCGUCAUCGUAAGUGUUCUAUUAAGCUGGUUGUACUUCAUUUGUUUCACGCUAGUCCCGUCUUUCACACCAAACAUUGAUCACCAAUUGUUCCUGAAGGUAGAUCUGGCCUUGCAUCCUGUAUUGAUUUCCACCAUUUUAUUCACAACGUUAAUUUUAUUAUACAGAGUUUUCUCGCAGGAAGUUCAGCGGAGGCGAUCAUACAGAAAGUCAGAUAGUCAGAAAGGAACUGUCAGGGGCAAAUCGGAAAAUCUUCAACGGCAGUUUGUAAUAGUCACGUUUUAUUUGGCAGCAAUUCUUCUGAUUUCAGCUUUACCUCAUAUCGCUAUUCAAUUUGUCUGGCUGUACGUAGCUCUAUCUGAGGAAGGAUUAUAUUACACCUUCAUGGCUUUACGGGUUCGAGAUUUGUUGCUCUUUCUCAAAGUGGCGCUUGAUGCCUUCAUAUACGCGUGGCGAUUGCCUUCUUAUCGUAAAGCCUUAAAAAGGUCGAUAAAUCAUUCAAGGCGUGAUAGUAAAUCUUCUGUUGAAGUAAAAGGGUGA